UUAUUCGGACACCAAAAAGUUUCCAUCCUGAGUGGUGGCUUAUUGGCCUGGAAAACCCAAAUGGCACGUUCGGCACAGUAUCACAUUGACAGCGGAGAUGAGCCGUCAGCGGGUCAAGGUAAAGUUAAACUUUUUUGCAGAAAUUGGGUUACUCUGACUUUAACGAUUUAUGUCCUGACUUUAGGAAACUUCCUCUCUUCUUGGAAUCAAUCGAUGGUGAUUACUUUCGACGAUGUGCUUUUGAAUACUGAACUGCAUAACUAUGAUAUUGUCGACGCCCAGACCAAAGAGGAAUUUUCUGGAGAUGCUUCUGGAGCCCUCUACGGACAUAUUGAAGGAGCUGUAAAUGUGCCUGUGGACACGUUGUACGACUGGAAGUUGAACAAAUGGAGAUCCGCUGCUGAGAUUGAAAGCGCAUUGAGAAACGCUGGGCUAACUCAUAGCAAACCAGUGAUCAUCUACUGCUCCACUUCACUUCGAUCAUCUAUGGUUUGGUGGGUACUGAGGCGGUUAAACUAUGAUGCUCGAGUUUACUUUGGCGGUUGGCCUGAAUGGGUUGUCCGAGCUCCGGAUGAACUCAAAGUUCUUGGAAAACACAUUACUGAAUAA
Cylicostephanus goldi is the source of this 609-nucleotide messenger RNA. Lineage: Eukaryota; Metazoa; Nematoda; Chromadorea; Rhabditida; Strongylidae. The record is from the annotation of a GenBank genome assembly.